Molecule: messenger RNA, 1149 nt
Organism: Spirodela intermedia
Lineage: Eukaryota; Viridiplantae; Streptophyta; Magnoliopsida; Alismatales; Araceae
Source: the annotation of a GenBank genome assembly
AUGGCGACCUUGGAGUCGGGGGUAUCGCUGGGCUCCGGCGAGUAUUUCGCGGACGUGUUCGUGGGGACUCCCCCCCGGCACUUCUCCGUCAUCCUGGACACCGGCAGCGACCUCAACUGGCUGCAAUGCCUACCCUGCUACGACUGCUUCGAGCAGCGGGGGCCCCUCUACGACCCCUCGCUCUCCUCCUCCCACCGCCCCGUCUCCUGCACCGAUCGCCGCUGCGCCCUCGUCUCCUCCCCGGAUCCCCCCGUCCCCUGCCGAGGAGCAGAAGCAGGAGCAUCAGCCGGCGCCUGCCCCUACUUCUACUGGUAUGGCGACCGCUCCAACACAACCGGCGAUCUGGCCCUCGAGACCUUCACCGUGAACCUCACCGCCGCCGGAGAAGGCCACCGCGUGGAGGACGUGAUCUUCGGGUGCGGACACUGGAACAAGGGCCUCUUCCACGGUGCGGCGGGGCUGCUGGGCCUCGGCAGGGGUCCGCUGUCCUUCUUCUCGCAGCUCCGCUCGCUCUACGGUGGCGUGUUCUCCUACUGCCUGGUCGACCGCAACAGCGACCUCUCCGUGAGCAGCAAGCUCCUCUUCGGGGAGGACCGCCGCCUCAUGGCCCACCCGGAGCUCAACUUCACCGCCUUCGCCGCCGGCAAGGAGAAGCCCGCCGACACCUUCUACUACGUGCGCAUCCAGGGGGUCAAGGUCGGCGGUCGCCUCCUCGACAUCCCGCCGGCGACGUGGGAGCUGACCCCCGACGGCGGCGGCGGCACCAUCGUCGACUCUGGCACCACGCUGACCUACUUCCCCGAGCCGGCGUACCGCGUCGUCCGCAAGGCCUUCCUGAGUCAGGUGAAGGGCUACCCGGUCGUCGAGGGCUUCCCAGUGCUUAGCCCCUGCUUCAACGUGUCCGGCGCAGGGAAGGUGGACCUGCCGGAGUUCACCGUCGUGUUUGCCGAUGGGACGGUGUGGAACUUCCCGCAGAGCAACUACUUCAUCACGCUGGAGCAGGGGGAGGUGGCCUGCCUGGCCGUACUGGCCACGCCGGGAACGUCCCCUUCCAUCCUCGGCAACUAUCUGCAGCAGAACUUCCACGUCGUCUACGACGCCGAUCGCUCGAGGCUCGGCUUCGCUCCGGCGAGGUGCGCUGAGGUGUAG